This is a messenger RNA of Carassius auratus (goldfish), 1554 nucleotides long. It is a transcript of the gene fam241a, whose product is annotated as family with sequence similarity 241 member A. The record is from RefSeq and is a predicted model, not a curated record. The transcript has 2 exons. Lineage: Eukaryota; Metazoa; Chordata; Actinopteri; Cypriniformes; Cyprinidae. Gene Ontology annotation, cellular component: intracellular membrane-bounded organelle. The coding region runs from base 106 to 510 and encodes 134 amino acids.
GUCCCCUCUGUUGACAGCCAAGACCGGAAGUAUCGCCAGCAGCCACCUGGUUCUCAGCCCUUUGGCCCUAUCUCAGUUCAGCAGUUAUAAUUUUGUGUUAAAAAAAUGUCAAGAACUAAUCGGAUUGUAAUUGAUACGGAGGUACAACAUCGUGAUGCCUUAAACGGAACGCGAGAACGAAGCGGAUGUCGAUGUCAGCAUGAAACUGCUGUAAGACCCGCUCACAGCGAACAGAAUGACCUCAGGGGAAGAGAAAGACCACACAGUCACUCUGUAGCAGAGCCACAGCCAGAGGCUCCUUUGGUGGAUGACUGCGAGAGGCUGGGCACUCUUUUUGGGGAGCUCAAUAAGUGUUUGAGGGGCAUUGGUUUCACCCAGCUUUACUUCGGAGAGAAGAUCGUGGAGCCUGUGGUUGUGCUGGUGUUUUGGAUGCUGCUCUGGUUCCUGGGUAUCCAAGCCCUCGGUCUUGUAGGAACUCUAUGCAUUGUUAUCAUUUAUAUCCAGAAAUAACAGAUCUGAAGACGGACACACAUGAAGGUUCAUUUGCCACCCGCAGCCAGUGCCAGUGAAAGAGAGGAGAGACUCCUUUCUAUAAAAGAUGAGCUUCAUGAAUGUCAUUUGAAAGUUUUACCUGUUCCGUAUAUUUGAGUCUGUGCCCUUUGCCUUCUUUUAAUGUGGGUAUAUAAUAAGAGGGUGAGUUAAUGAAAUUAGUCAGAGGAUUUACCUUAACUACUGGAAUGAACCGUGCGUUAGCUGUGAAAAGUACUUUUGAAAAGCAUGCUUCCCUUCCAUAUUUGCAUUGACAAAAAUGGGUGCAUAUUGAUAUGCUGACUAUUGGAUAACCAGAUUCUAAUAACAGCUGUACAUAUCAGUUAUACGGUCAUUACCGUUGUUGAAUGUAUUUCUCUUAUUCACCCGGAUGUCAGUCUUGCAUUCUCCUCACAAUUGCACUAGAGGGCAACCUUCCUCAUUUUCCCCUAAACACGUCUUGGGAAAAAUACCAGGGAAUAAUAAUCAUUCUGUAUUAAAACUUGAAUGUGUUAAUACUACUGCAUGUGAAUGUUUUGGGGCUGCUGGGAUAACUUUGAAAGUAUGCAUUAAAUAAAAUGCUCUAGUAGUCUAAGUAAUAGAAGAAACUGUUUAAAAUCAAACCUUUUAUGAUAAAAGAAAUACAUCAUAUACUGUAAAUUCCUAUUUGAUGUUAUUAUUAGUUUGAUUUUACUGUAAUCUGCUCAUGUUGUCUGUUCUUUUCAAAGAUUCAUGUAGCAAUAUCAGUAACAAUGAAAUCCAAGGGAUUAUUUCAUAACGAAAAUAUUUAGUAUGCAGAAGUAUGAAAAGGCUUGUUUUUAUUGCACUUAAGCUUUUUCUUUAUGAAUUAUGAAUUAUAAUAUUUGAAAGUUAUUGUACGAACUCUAAAUUUUUAAGCAAGGAUAAGCUGCUCUUUAUGUUACUGUGAAUAUCUUUGCAAGAUGGCAUCACUUCAUAUUCAUGAAAAUCAUCAUGAUUCAAAGGCUUUAUUUGGUAUGUAAUACUCCAAUUUAUAAUUCAUAACUG